AUGCACCUCAACUUCUGGACGACAAGCUGUAUCAAGGCGAAUUUUCCGUACAAUCCAUUCUCCCACCCAUUCAGGAUUUACGGAAUUGAAAUGCUUUCCCAAGUGUACUCUAAACUGGAUGAUCUGGCCAUACCUUCGUUUAUGCUUUUCCUGGGAGACUUCAUCUACAUCGAUGUUCCUCUCCAGUUCGGCUCUGCCAUCAAGCAUUACAGAGACGAAUACCAAAAAGUCUACGCAUCUCCAAGCUGGCACACGGGUAAGAAUCCAGCUAUAAACCUUCCCUGGAUCCACAUGCUUGAUGACCACGAGAUCCAGAAUGACUGGCACGAUGGCAAUGUCACUGAGCCAUACCCUGCUGCCAUUGACCCUUACCAUCACUACCAUGUGAGCGUUAACCCUCCAAAGGCGAAGUCCCCUCACGCAUCUCAGGAGAACACGACAUACUUCUCCUUCACUCGGGGCCCUGCGUCAUUCUUCAUCCUGGACUCAAGGACAUACCGUUCCCCUCCUGGAUUGGACAAUUCAACGAUGCUCGGAUACGCGCAGCUCCAAUCCCUACUAGAUUACAUCUCCUGUCCUGAACCCGCACCGGUGAAAUGGAAGAUAAUCAGUAGCAGCGUGCCAUUUACCAAGAACUGGCACAUAGGGACAUCCGAUACUUGGGGUGGUUACUUGAAGGAACGUCAAAUUCUCCUGGAGGCCAUGUGGCGGGCUGAACGUACCCUCGGCACUAGAAUCGUCCUUCUCAGUGGUGACAGACACGAAUUUGCUGCCACGAAAUUCCCCAACCCUGCUACGAAGCAGAUUGACUCCACAUCUUCAUCACUUUCCAAAGGUGAAGGUCAGGGUAUCUAUGAAUUCUGCGCCGGCCCAUUGAACCAGUUCUACCUUCCCAGCAGUUCCUAUUAUCAGACUGAUGACGAAGAUGUAACCAUUAAAUAUAUUCCAAACGGCAACUUCAAGUUUGGCGCUGUGGGUAUUGAGAUUCAUCCAGAUGGAGGGUCUGACCUAACAUAUACAUUAUACGUGAACUCUGAGGCUGUAUGGCAAUACAAGCUCUCAAUGCCUUCAGAUAUAAAAGCAGGGGAAGCGGAAUUCCCUGACGGCGAGGAGGUGUUUGACUUGGUUAGCCGUCCAAAGGGAAAACUGGACAUGGGAGUUCUUAUGUUCUGGAGAGGAUUAUACUGGCUAAAUUCACAGGUCAGCACCCUUGUAGAAGGGGUGAACGGGUUAAUUCUGAAAAAGGAAAGGCUAGACGAGUAA
Trichophyton rubrum CBS 118892 is the source of this 1263-nucleotide messenger RNA. RefSeq lists its product as uncharacterized. The transcript has a single exon. The record is from RefSeq and is a predicted model, not a curated record. NCBI's taxonomy places the organism in Eukaryota, Fungi, Ascomycota, Eurotiomycetes, Onygenales, Arthrodermataceae. Bases 1 to 1263 code for a protein of 420 amino acids.